AUGGCCCCACAACCAUCCCGCCGUCUUCUCAUCUUUCAAGAAGCUCGCAAUCCCCAAAACACCGCCGAGAUUGUUUAUGUCCCUGUCAACAAGCUGGGUCUUCCCAUCUCCGGGCCUGGACCGGAACUGCCCUCGAUUCUAGAGUUGCCAUUGCGCAUUUUAAAAGCUUUCACAGAUAUCUUCAACCAGCCGAAGUAUAAAGGAUGGGCUAUUAUGGGCGCGGGACCUUACCAUGAUACCUCUGCAGAGGGUAAAUACUACGCAGUACUGUUAGAGCAGUGCCCAUGUGCAGGGAAAUUCUUCCUCCUCGACUUCGCCAAGACGAGCAGUGGGUAUGAACCCAUAGGAUUUCCUCUUCAAUUAUCUGAGGCAUCCCAUAUCCUUAAGAUGGUUCUCACCGGCGAGAAUAGACCGUCCCCGUCCUCAUCCUCCCGUAUUUCUGACGAAGUCGUUUUCUUCGAAGACUCCGUACUCAUGCAAACAAUUGCUAAUAUAAUCUCGUAUGCCACUAAAAGCUAUGCAUACGUCAAAAGCUACAACGACACAAAACACAAGGGCUACCACGCCAUAGUCGUAGCAACGGACGGCCCUCACAUUUGCGCCAAUCCCAUCCGAACUCUCUGCGUCCACAACCCCCAUGGCCUAGUUUCUAUAUGUUCAGGGGACCCAUCGAACGAGUACCUCAAAGACCUAACGGAGGCCUGCGAACGAUAUAACGUACAUAUCCUGCUCCUGAACACCAAUAUAUUCGAUGGACAAGCGUUCGACUCCAGUUUCUCCGAUCAACCGGCUUCCAUGCUGGCCCUUCCUGGCAAAGAAAACACCAAUUACCAUACCACCAAGAGAUCAAACCCCUCAGUUGGACCAUCUGCGCCCCGGUACGAAACGGAGAAUGUCAAGACAUUUUCGCCAGGUAACUCGGGUACAGAAGUACCUGGCUUCAGCAGUUUCAUUAACCCGGAGUCAUUUUCUGCGCCUCAAGAUAAUCAGGACAUAAUCAAAUCUGAGAAUAAUGAAAUGACCGUGACCCUACGGGACGUCCUGCUCCACACCCCUGUGCAAUCACCUAAGGAUAACGGUUCACCCCAUUCCCGGAAUGAAUAUGCAACAGGCACUGAAGGGGACACACCUGAGUGA
Molecule: messenger RNA, 1137 nt
Organism: Aspergillus caelatus
Lineage: Eukaryota; Fungi; Ascomycota; Eurotiomycetes; Eurotiales; Aspergillaceae
Exons: 4
Coding region: 1-1137 (378 amino acids)
Source: RefSeq, a predicted model, not a curated record